CAGAGUCGCUGGUGGCCGAUAACUGUGUGACCCUGGCCUGGAGGAUGCCUGACGAUGAUGACAGCAAGAUUGACCACUACGUGCUGGAGUAUCGCAGGACCAACUUCGAGGGGCCACCCCGAGCCAAGGAGGACCAGCCCUGGAUGGUGGUUGAGGGCAUCAAGGGCACUGAGUACACUCUCUCAGGGCUGAAGUUUGACAUGAAAUACAUGAAUUUUCGGGUGAGGGCAUGUAACAAGGCCGUGGCAGGUGACUUCUCCGAGCCAGUCACCUUGGAGACAAGAGCCUUCCUGUUCAGACUGGAUGCCAGCACGUGCCACCUGAACCUGCGGGUGGAGGAGCUGAGCGUGGAGUGGGAUGCCACGGGGGGGAAGGUGCAGGACGUCAAGGCACGGGAGAAAGAUGGCAAAGGCAGGACAGCCUCACCUGCCAACUCACCUGCCAGGGUGGUGCAGUCACCCAAGAGGAUGAGCCUGGGCCGUGGGGGCAGAGAUCGCUUCACUGCCGAGUCCUACACGGUCCUGGGUGAGA
Messenger RNA from Acanthisitta chloris (rifleman), 531 nucleotides. RefSeq names its product fibronectin type III and SPRY domain-containing protein 1-like. The annotation marks the transcript as partial. The record is from RefSeq and is a predicted model, not a curated record. Gene Ontology annotation, molecular function: protein binding. The transcript has 4 exons. NCBI's taxonomy places the organism in Eukaryota, Metazoa, Chordata, Aves, Passeriformes, Acanthisittidae.